AUGAUGUUGAGACGCUCGAAACCAUCAACUAAAAAAAGACAUUCCAUGUUUCUUGAUAUGAAACCACGUCUUUCCAAUACUCGAGAUGGUGAAGAAGAAGUUAGCAAGUAUAUGUACCAGACUAAGAACAAAUCUUUGGAUAACAUAGGUGAGUACGUGCCCGAAGUUACUCCAAGACCGAAAAUUCACCACAAGUCUCGUUUGAAGAGAAGUAGUGUCAUGCUAGAUAAUGCGCUGGUUAGAGAUUAUAAUUUAGCGGUUAACCAUUUCGAGAAAAAGGAAUCAAAUAGAAAGUCAGUCGUAAUACCAUCGCCGGAUUCAAACAAUUCGUUAUCGUCGCAGAAUAGUAAAGUUUCAUCACUUUUCUCUUCGUCAAGUACACUGUCAAUUCGUGAUUAUCUUUGUGAAGAAAUUGAGACUGAAACUGAAACUGAAUCUGCGAGUCCCGUUAAAAACUGUAAAAGACUGUUUAACGUUGGUGGGCAACUGGAUUGUAAUGAUUCGUAUGAUGAUGAUGAUAUUUAUGAUUUACCCUUACAAACUGCAUACUGCCGUACAAGUUUAGAAUUCGAUUAA
This is a messenger RNA of Zygosaccharomyces rouxii, 576 nucleotides long. RefSeq lists its product as uncharacterized. The coding region runs from base 1 to 576 and encodes 191 amino acids. The record is from RefSeq and is a predicted model, not a curated record. NCBI's taxonomy places the organism in Eukaryota, Fungi, Ascomycota, Saccharomycetes, Saccharomycetales, Saccharomycetaceae. The transcript has a single exon.